Molecule: messenger RNA, 821 nt
Organism: Nezara viridula (southern green stink bug)
Lineage: Eukaryota; Metazoa; Arthropoda; Insecta; Hemiptera; Pentatomidae
Source: the annotation of a GenBank genome assembly
ACCAGAAUAUAUUUAUAAUGUAAUUCAAUAGGAAAAUCUAUUUAUUCUAUACACGUUAUUUUAUAUUUUAAUUACAAAUCGCCAACAGCUGGGUAUAUAGGUUACAGUUCUGUUUGUAGAAAGUAAAUAUAAAAGCAGCCAGGAUGUACAUGGGAGGACUAUCGUUCGAAGACGAGCUGGGCUUGGAGUGCCCCGGGAAAAUCUACACCCAAGUGAUGGACUUGAAGCAGUUGCCAUCGGACAAGUUCAAGAACUCCAGCCACGCGGCCCACUGCAUGAUAUAUGCCCUCAACAACAGGCCGGUCUUGAAGGCUUACAUGCCCAAAGCCAGUAUUCUCAUGCAGUUAAGGUUUGAUGGACAUUUUGGAUUCCCAGGAGGUGUUGUGGAGAAAGGGGAGACUCCAGAAGAAGCGGUCGCUAGAGAGAUGGAAGAAGAGAUGGGUAUACUGCGGCACAACUUUAGAAUAUUUCCAGAGGACCACGUGGUAACCCAUUACUCUGAAGAUAAAGAUCUGCUAUUACAUUUCUUCACGAAAGAGGUCAGUUUAAAUCGUUUGUUGAAUAUUGAAGCCACAGCAGUGAAAGGAGAUUACUAUGGUGAAGAGGUGAUGGGAAUCGUGCGGAUUCCAUUGUACACGAUGGCAGACGGAUUCAGAGGAUUUCCAGCUUUUCUGAAUCAUGGGUUCAUCGGAAACUCAAAAGAGCAGCUUCUCCAUGCACUAAUAGCAAAACAACUAUUUACACAAGAGGAGAUACAAACAGCACUGGCUGCUAAACCAAAAAUUAUAACAAAAAUAAAUAAAAUCAAUACUUAAAAUUAA